Messenger RNA from Plasmopara halstedii, 1272 nucleotides. RefSeq lists its product as uncharacterized. Bases 1 to 1272 code for a protein of 423 amino acids. Lineage: Eukaryota; Oomycota; Peronosporomycetes; Peronosporales; Peronosporaceae. The record is from RefSeq and is a predicted model, not a curated record. The transcript is spliced from 3 exons.
AUGGGUGGCGCUUUCUCCAAGGUCGCUGUGCUCAUCAUUUCAGCCCCCACCCUCACAGCUGUUAAAUCCUACGUCCCCAAUUCUCAGACGGAGCAAAAUCAUGACAUCGUGCCGAUUGGUGGUACAGACACCGAUAUGUUGCCCAAGAGAUCUCUCCAAGGGAGUUAUGACCAAGUAGCGAUCCCUGUGGUUGAAGAAGAGCGUGCAUCUUUAGCUAAUUUGAUUGAAAAUGCAGGAGAAGAUGCGAUUAGAAUACUGGUUUCUUCACAUAUGGAGAGGACUGAAAAUAACGUUCUGGAGUGUUUAGAAAAGAAGAUUAUGAAUGGAGAAUACCUCGGUUCUCCCGCCGACCGAGAUGCCAUCAUCAAGUUAUCCUCUUACCACGCCAAAAAAGUUGAAGAGGGCAACGAUAUAUCAACCGCAACCACGAAUAUAAUGAAUCGCUAUGACCCGAUCUCUUUUAUCCGUCGAGAUGUCAAAGCUCUACAUGAUGGCUCCUCCGUCGCCGCCAGUAAAGACAUCCAAUUUCUUGAGGAGGCCUUCGACAUUUACAUGUUUUGCGUCGGCGAAAUUGAGAACUACGCUCAAGAAUUAAAAGACGCCAUAGCUGAAGUCGCACAUCAUACCAAAGAAGCUACAGUAGCUCUCAUUGUCGCCAACUUAGCCCGUGAUAUCAAUUCUGCCCACUCCGCUGAAAUGGCCGAAUCUUCCUAUGCCCACCACACUAUGCAAGCCGCACUUGCUCAGAAAAAUGCCGACGUAGCCGAUGCUCAGACUAAAUAUUACAGUCGCAUCGCAGCUUUGGCAUUUCAAAAUCCCGAAUUCGCUAAAUUCGAUCACAUGCGAAUAAUCCAAGGGAUCCAAGACGCCCAUACUGUUGCUCAUCAAAGUCAACUUACCAGUCAGCAGACCAGGCAAAGGCUUGGAGAGCUCGACUUGACUGCAAGACAUUUCUUGCUAGACACAUCGCUUAAAUUUGAAAGAAAAACGGAUACCCACAGGUUUAGCUAUGCUCUCCGCGAGAAUGUCCAAAACAUCCAGAAAGCUAUCGGAGAAGCUGUUGAAAAAGCCAAUCCUGACAAUCCUAUAAAGCUUCUCAAAGGUCUGACAGAGAUGCAGACAAGAUUUUUUUUUCGCAUGGUCAACAAAUGGAACGAAGACGGUAUUAAAAAUAUCGUCAACCAAAACAAUGAGGAUGAUGUUCCGUGGGUUACACUUUGGGGCUCGAACCCUAGACGGCCACAGCCGUUCAAACAAUUAAGAAAUGAGUAG